UGGUUUCGCGAAGCAUCGUAUGAAUCUUUCAGAGAGACAGAGGGAAUGUUUGGAUGCAAAUGUCUGUAUUGGAACAAUCUCAAAGAAUAUCCGCCAUUGAAGGAACCUGAAACCUUCUCUCUCCCUGCUUCUCUUCCCCAGUGGCCUUCAGGUCAAGGCUUUGGUUUAGGAAGAAUCAAUCUAGGCGAAUUAGAAGUCGCAGAGAUCACAAGUUUUGAAUUCGUAUGGCGAUACUGCUCUCGUCGAGAUAACAAGAAGAGUGUUUCCUUCUACAAACCUGACAAAUUACCUGAAGAUUUCCAUUGCUUAGGUCAUUACUGUCAGUCUGAUUCUCACCUCUUGAGAGGUUUUCUUCUUGUAGCAAGACAAGUUAAUAAGUCUUCAGAGCCUGCACUUGUGCAACCACUCGAUUAUACAUUGGUCUGGAGCUCAAAUGAUUUAUCAGAAGAGCGUCAAAGCGAAUCGUACGGUUACUUCUGGUUACCGCAGCCUCCUCAAGGGUAUAAACCGAUCGGAUAUUUGGUUACAACGAGUCCCGCGAAACCUGAAUUGGAUCAAGUUCGAUGCGUUCGAGCUGAUCUAACCGAUAAGUGUGAAGCACAUAAAGUCAUAAUCACCGCAAUAUCGGAUUCUUUAAGCAUUCCUAUGUUUAUAUGGAAAACAAGACCAUCCGACCGCGGAAUGCGUGGCAAAGGAGUCUCAACAGGUACAUUCUUCUGCACAACUCAAUCCCCUGAAGAAGAUCAUCUCAGUACAAUCGCGUGUCUAAAAAACCUCGAUUCGAGUUUACACGCAAUGCCAAACAUCGAACAAAUCCAUGCUAUGAUUCAACACUAUGGUCCAAGAGUUUACUUCCAUCCUAAUGAAGUCUACCUACCUUCUUCAGUCUCAUGGUUCUUCAAAAACGGUGCACUCUUAUGCAGCAAUUCAAAUUCCUCUGUUAUCAACAAUGAACCUAUAGACGAAACCGGCUCGAAUCUACCUCAUGGCGGAACCAACGAUAAGCGAUAUUGGAUCGAUUUACCGAUCAACGAUCAACAAAGACGCGAAUUCAUCAAACGAGGCGAUCUCGAGAGCUCGAAGCUUUACGUUCACGUUAAGCCAGCAUUUGGAGGAACGUUUACGGAUCUUGCGUUUUGGAUUUUUUGUCCGUUCAACGGACCAGCGACUCUGAAGCUAGGGCUUAUGGAUCUCUCGUUGGCUAAAACUGGUCAACACGUUUGUGAUUGGGAACAUUUCACAGUCAGAAUCAGUAAUUUCUCCGGCGAGCUUUACUCUAUUUACUUCUCUCAACACAGUGGCGGCGAGUGGAUCAAACCUGAAAAUCUUGAAUUCGUUGAAGGAAGUAACAAAGCUGUGGUGUACUCGUCGAAGAAUGGUCACGCGAGCUUUUCUAAGUCUGGAAUGUAUUUACAAGGAUCUGCUUUGCUUGGAAUUGGGAUUAGGAAUGAUUCAGCGAAGAGUGAUUUGUUUGUUGAUUCGAGUUUGAAGUAUGAGAUUGUUGCGGCGGAGUAUCUCAGAGGAGCGGUGGUGGAGCCGCCGUGGUUAGGUUAUAUGAGAGAGUGGGGACCGAAGAUUGUGUAUAAUUCGAGAUCGGAGAUUGAGAAGUUGAAUGAACGAUUGCCAUGGAGGUUGAGAUCUUGGGUUGAUGCUGUGUUGAGGAAGAUUCCGGUAGAAUUAUCCGGCGAGGAAGGACCGACGGGACCUAAGGAGAAGAAUAAUUGGUUUGGUGAUGAGAGGUGGUGAUAUUUUUGUAAUGGGCUUGCGAUAUCUGAUAUAUGGGCCUGUAAUAUUUUAUUUCCCAGGCCCAUAACUUCAUGACCCACCAGAAACCUAUUCAUGUGUCCUAUGUUCUUCUCUUCGCUAUAUGAUUCGUGUUACAGUGAAGUGACUAUACUGUAAACUAUAUGAUUAGACAUGAUGGUUUCGGUCUUAAUUGAUAUUUUAUUGAAG
This is a messenger RNA of Arabidopsis thaliana (thale cress), 1953 nucleotides long. Its product is annotated as vacuolar protein sorting-associated protein (DUF946). The transcript is spliced from 2 exons. Bases 46 to 1746 code for a protein of 566 amino acids. Lineage: Eukaryota; Viridiplantae; Streptophyta; Magnoliopsida; Brassicales; Brassicaceae. The record is from RefSeq and is marked reviewed.